Messenger RNA from Alosa alosa (allis shad), 1892 nucleotides. RefSeq names its product somatolactin alpha (gene smtla). The transcript has 5 exons. The coding region runs from base 10 to 714 and encodes 234 amino acids. Gene Ontology annotation, molecular function: growth hormone receptor binding; growth hormone activity. Gene Ontology annotation, cellular component: extracellular region. Gene Ontology annotation, biological process: growth hormone receptor signaling pathway; positive regulation of growth; animal organ development. NCBI's taxonomy places the organism in Eukaryota, Metazoa, Chordata, Actinopteri, Clupeiformes, Clupeidae. The record is from RefSeq and is a predicted model, not a curated record.
AUUAACACAAUGAACAGACUACAGGGAUUGCAGAGCCGUGUGUGUACCUUGCUGUUGGCGCUGUGCUGGGACACUGUGCUGGCCCUGCCUCUGGACUGUAAGGACGAGUCAGGCGGUUCGGCGCACUGCGCCUCCAUCCCCCAGGAGAAGUUGCUGGACCGGGUCAUCCAGCACGCCGAGCUCAUUUACCGCGUGUCCGAGGAGUCCUGCUCUCUCUUUGAAGACAUGUUUGUGCCCUUCUCGAUGCGCACUGUGAGGAACCAGGCAGGGAGCACAUGCAUCACUAAGCCGUUCCCCAUCCUCGCCUCCAAGAGUGAGAUCCAGCAAACAUCGGACAAGUGGCUUCUGCACUCCGUGCUGCUGUUGGUGCAGUCCUGGAUUGAGCCGCUCAUCUACCUUCAGACCACCUUGAAUCACUAUGACAACGCCCCGGACACUCUAAUCAACAAGACCAAGUGGGUGUCGGAGAAGCUGUUGAGCCUGGAGCAAGGCUUGCUGGUCCUGAUCCGAAAGAUGCUAAAUGAGGGAAUGCUCAUGCCGUCAGUGUACGAACCGAGCCUGCUGCAGUCGGACCUACCGCCGGACAUGCUGGACUCCAUCCUGCGCGACUACAACCUGCUCAACUGCUUCAAGAAGGACGCCCACAAGAUCGAGACCUUCCUGAAGCUGCUCAAGUGUCGCCAAAGUGACAAACUCAGCUGCCUGGUUUACUGAACUCUUUAAACCCUGAGACAGCACCUCUGAAAUACCCGACACCUCAAUCCUAUCACAAGGCUAAAGACGAGGCUUCUCAAGAGUUUUGCCAAUUCUGUUUUUUGUGUUUUUUCCCCCCAUAAAUAUAAAUAUAAAGGCCAUAUCUUUACCCUGCCAAGUUGCCAGACUGUUGUGUCAUACUCGAGAAGUAGUUUACUACUUUAAGAAAAUCAGGUUACUGGCAGUGUUGUGUUUUUUUCUUUUCUUUGCUAAGGGAGAGACAGAGGGUACUCCCUCAGGAAAAUUUGCAUGUUGCUCUUUCACCGAAUCUGCAUAUUUUGCCAUUGAUUUCCUUAUCCUUUGUUCUUAACAAGUUUGCAUUCCUUCCUAGCUUCUUGCUGUGCUGCGUUAUUCCCUAGUGACUCAGUGAAUAUGCACAGAUCCUCGGCUUUGAGUCUAGCUGGCUUCACCUCCACAUUAGUGAAGUAAAAACCUUUUCCAGCUCAGACAAGACAGCGAAUAGAAAAGCAUUCUCCACUAUAGUUAAGAAAGCUACAGGGCAUACAGGAGAUAUUGUAUUGUGGAUAGCACUCUGAAAUUUGGACACGUAGAAUUCAAACUUAUGCUCAUCCAUACUCACCUUCUACAGCUGGCAAGAGGUAAAAUAUAACAAUAUGCACAUUUUCCGGCAGCCAGAUUUUUUUAGGCAAAAUGGUAAAUUUUAUGCCGUGUUAAGUGAAAUGGUUUUGCUAAUUCCAUUUCUUGAGUCAUGUUGAAAAAAUGGUUUACCUCAUGAGGCUUUGCAGGAAAACAUUGUCCAGAAUUUCCAAAACCCCACACUUGUUAUUCCAACCCUUGCCCUUAUAAAUGAGUAAUAUUCCAUCGUUAUGAAAGCGUGCAGUACACACUUUGGAGCUUACAGAAGGGAGGGCAACAACUCAAGUUUAGUUGGCAACACAGAUCACAGAGAUCAUAGAGAUACAGUCUGUGCUGUAUUUUCACCAGUGGCUUUGGUCUAGUCCAGUUCAUGUGCAAUGAAAGUUCCUUUCUGUAAUGCUUGCUUUUUUUUUAACGAGGCAAAAUGACCUUGAUUACAUAUUUGAAGUUUAAUUAUGAGAUGAAGGUCUUCAGAUGUCGUAAGUGCAAAAGUGCCUCAUGCAAAUUUUACAUCUCCCAGUUUUGAAACUAUCUAGGGUACA